UCCAUAUGCAUGCUAGACAGCACUGGAAAAAGUGACACCCCUGUCUCCAGCAGCAAGUUGAUUAAGCAGUGCAGAUGGGCCUUUUGUGUCGGUGCGAGGUGAGCGUGCGUGAUGUGAAGUGUCUGCGCAGGGUUUGCUGGGAGCCAUGGAGGGGCAGCUGCUGCUGUUACCACCAGUAACCUGAUCCAGCACUAAACAGCUUCUUACAUCUACUGAAGAGGAGGAAGCAAGGGGACAAAAGCCCACGGUUCCGCCUGCCGCUGAAAGAGCCAAAGCAAAGUGCAAGGCUCCGGCGGGUCAGGCAUGGUGGAUCCGGCGGCGGAGCCGGGCGAGGAGAAAUGCACAGACCCAGGCGGCGCAGCUGGAGAUGGGGCGCCCGCGGCAGCAGCGGGCGAAGGGGCCCCGCGUCCGCCGCCGCCAACGCCCGCGGGGGAGCCAGGGAGGCGCCGCGAGCAGUCCCCGCUGCUGCACUUGGACCUCUUCAACUUCGACUGCCCGGAGGCCGAGGGCAGCCGCUACGUGCUCACCAGCCCCCGCUCCCUGGAGGCGUGCGCCCGGUGCGCGGUCAAGCCGGUGGAGCUGCUGCCCAGGGCCCUGAGUGAGCUGGUGAGGGAGGCCCCGGGCAGGUCCAUGCGGGUGGCAGCCGGCCUGUACGAGGUCUACGAGAUGGACCGGCAGAGGAAGCUGCAGCAGUGCCGGGAGGAAAGAGAAAGGAUUAUCCGAGAGGAGAAGAGAAGGAUUUUCACUCCCCUCAUGCUAAGCAGCCUCCCUUCCUCCCCAGCUGCCAGGAUCUCCUUCAAAACCACCACCAAUGGGAGCUGCACCCUAGCUCCAGGGGCAGGGGCUCCUACCGGGACCAAGACCAAGACCAAGAGCCAUUCCCUGGACUCGCUGCAGAAACGGAGGGAGGGGUUCUCCACCAAAACCUCCUCUGAAUCAGGGGCCUCCUCGUCUUACAGCGGAGAAAGCUUUAGGGACAGAUGGCCCAAAGGGACCCCUCGGACUAGGACAGUGGCUGCCAUGAACUCCCUGGUGGGCAGAAGCUUCAGCCUAGGGGAUCUGAGCCACUCCCCACAGACCACAAAGAAAGUGGAGAAGAUCGUCAAGGAGGUGAAGAAGAAGAAAGGUCUCAAGGAGGUGCCCAAGAGGGACAGGAAGAUAGCUGCCCUGAUGAUAGCCAAGCACCAGGAGGAGAACAUCCUGAAUGAGCAGAGGUAUGCCGCCCACCUCCAGUGGGACAGCCAGCGGCGACGGGCAGAGCAGCAGAAAGAGCAGGAAGAGAAAGAGAAGCAGAGGGCUCUGCUGCAGUGCCAAAAGAUGUGGGAGUCCCAGGUUGAGAAGCGCCGUGGGAAGCUGACCCAAGGGCAGAAGGAGGCUACCAUGAUGAAGCAGAGGCAGUGCCUGAUGUACGAAGAGAGGUGGAGGGAGCAGGCGGAGAAGCAAGACAGAAUGAAAAGGGAUAAGCUAGAGAGGGCCGUCCUGGAAGAUAAGCAGAAGAAGCUCCAUCAAGAGCACAACCUGAAGAUAAAGGAAGAAGACAAGAAAGAAUUCCUGGACCGAGAAGAACAGCUUUUGCAGGAUAAGCUGUCCACUGCUGCACAGAAGAAGCUGAAGAAAGAGCUGCAGCUGCAGAAGGAAAAGAAGUUGCUCAACCAAGCUGAGAAGCUGAAGCAUGAGGUCCUGCUCAAGGAACUGGUCAGGCAAGAGGCAGAGGAGAAAGAAAUGCUAAAGGCCUCCCUGGAGGUUAACCUGCACAAGGCCCAGGAGAACUAUGAGCAGCUAAUUGAGAAGAGGAACCAAGAGCUAAGGGAGAAAGCUAAACGGGAGGAGAUGCAAAUCCAGAGGGCCAAGCUGGCAGCCGAGAAGAAGGAGAGGGAGCAGAAGGAGCACUUGGAGGCCCUGGCCAAAGCGACAGAGAGGAGACUCCAGCAUGCUGCCCAGGUGGCUGAGGAGGUGGUCCAACAGAAAGCACGCAAGGUGAUCCUAAGCCGCCUGGAGAAGGAGAAGAUGCAGAAGGUAAACAAGCAGAAGGUGGAGCAGUAUGAGGACUUCCGACGCAGGGAGAUCCUCCUGUCCAUUGAGAGGAAGCUGGAGAGGAGUGAGCAGAUCUUCAAGGAGAAGAAGACUGUCCUGGAAAAUGCCAGGUCGGUUGCCCGGGCAUCCUUCCACAUCCGGGAAAAGGUGCGGGAGGAAACGAACAUGCGCACCUUUGACAAGAUGGUCUCUGAGGCAGAAUUGCAUGCCAGCCUGGAUAAAAAAUGAAAGGUC
Messenger RNA from Mauremys reevesii (Reeves's turtle), 2268 nucleotides. It is a transcript of the gene CCDC177, whose product is annotated as coiled-coil domain containing 177. Lineage: Eukaryota; Metazoa; Chordata; Testudines; Geoemydidae. The transcript has 3 exons. The coding region runs from base 304 to 2262 and encodes 652 amino acids. The record is from RefSeq and is a predicted model, not a curated record.